Messenger RNA from Condylura cristata (star-nosed mole), 862 nucleotides. RefSeq names its product patr class I histocompatibility antigen, A-126 alpha chain-like. The coding region runs from base 1 to 825 and encodes 274 amino acids. Gene Ontology annotation, biological process: antigen processing and presentation of endogenous peptide antigen via MHC class I via ER pathway, TAP-independent; positive regulation of T cell mediated cytotoxicity; antigen processing and presentation of endogenous peptide antigen via MHC class Ib. Gene Ontology annotation, molecular function: signaling receptor binding; peptide antigen binding. The record is from RefSeq and is a predicted model, not a curated record. The transcript is spliced from 5 exons. Gene Ontology annotation, cellular component: external side of plasma membrane. Lineage: Eukaryota; Metazoa; Chordata; Mammalia; Eulipotyphla; Talpidae.
AUGGCUCCCACCCUCCUGCUGCUGCUCUGGGGGUCCCUGGCCCUGAUGGAGACCUGGGCAGGCUCUCACUCCCUGAGGAUUUUCUCCACCGCGAUGUCCCGGCCUGGCCUCGGGGAGCCCCGCUUCAUCGCCGUGGGCUACGUGGACGACACGCAGUUCGGAUGCUUUGACAGCGACUCUCCGGGCCAGAGGGCGGAGCCACGGGCGCCCUGGGCGGAGCAGGUGGGGCAGAAGGUUCUGGACGAAGAGACUCGGAUCCAAAGGAAAGAGGCUCAGAGGCUCACAGUGCUCCUGAAGGACCUGCACAGAAAUUACAACCAGAGCGAGGACGGGUCUCACACCAUCCAGAGGACUUUGGGCUGUGAUGUGGGGACCGACGGGCGCCUCCUCCGCGGGUAUGAUCAGUUCGCCUAUGACGGCGCCGAUUACAUCGCCCUGAACCCGGACCUGCGUUCCUGGACUGCAGUGGACAAGGUGGCCCAGAUCACCCUGCGCAAGUGGGAGGCGUCCGGGAGGGCAGAACAAAUGAAAAAUCUCCUGGAGGGCAGGUGCGUGGACUGGCUGCUGAGAUUCCUGGAGAUGGGGAAGGAGAUUCUGCAGCGGGCAGAUCCCCCAAAGACACAGGUGACCCUCCACCCCAUCUCUGACCAGAAAGUCACCCUGAGGUGCUGGGCCCUGGGCUUCUACCCUGCGGAGAUCACCCUGACCUGGCAGCGAGAUGGGGAGAACCUGACCCAGGCCAUGGAGCUGGUGGAAACUGGGCCUGGGGUAGAUGGAACCUUCCAGAAGUGGGCAGCUGUGGUGGUGCCUUCUGGAGAGGAGUAGAGAUACACGUGCCAUGUGCAGCAUGAGGGGCUGCCGG